AUGAUACCAUUUUCAAAGACUGCCUUGCCUCUUUUACUCAUCAUAGUCGUUUUGACGAACGCUCUUUUGGCUUUCUCAAAGAGCCCAAAUUUGAAUAGAAAUAAACAUGCAACGGAAAAUGCAAUUCGACGCAAACGUGAUUCUCCGGCCAAAGUACCAGUUCAAUGGAAACGUGGAACAAUUCCAGAAACGAAUGUUAAGCUUGAUUCAAGAAGCCCAGAGAUGGUCAAAAUGCCAAAGGAACUCAAGGACGGCGAAUCAGAAACAAGCCCAAGCCAACAAAAGCGCAAGACUCCGGCCAAAGUACCAAGGCCUUGGAAACGUGAAACAAAGAAUAUCCCAGAGACGAAUGUCGUCAAGCUUCUUCCAAGAAGCUCAGAGAAGGCCAAAGUUCAAAAUCCGAUCAGCAAUGGUAGAUCAAAAGCAAGCUCAAGCCAACAAAAACGCAAUUCUCCGGCCAAAGUACCAGUUCAAUGGAAACGUGGAACUUCCAAGCUUCCGGAAAGGAAUGUCAAGCUUGAUCCAAGAGAUGAAGAUGAUCAGCCUGCAAGCCAGCAUGAUGAUAAAAGAGACAAUCAAAGAAAUCCUAAGAAUCAGAAACAUGCGAAUCAACAGGUGAAUGAAAAAAGAGGCUAUGGAAGAAAUCCGAAGAAUGAUAAAAAGCCGGCGAAUCAAAAAGAUCAGGGUCAGCAGGACAAAAAAAGAAGAAAAUGA
Molecule: messenger RNA, 714 nt
Organism: Meira miltonrushii
Lineage: Eukaryota; Fungi; Basidiomycota; Exobasidiomycetes; Exobasidiales; Brachybasidiaceae
Exons: 2
Coding region: 1-714 (237 amino acids)
Source: RefSeq, a predicted model, not a curated record